GACCAUCUGAGCGCCGCGCGGGGGGAGCGGGGACGGGCCCCGGUGGGACCCGUCGGCGCGUUCCUGCUGGAACAGAGCGAAACAAAUCCCCGCAGUUCCCAGAGUCACCCUGCCUGCUGUGCCGGUGCCCCGCCCGCUGGGUUCGUUUUGUGGCGCACAGGGACGGGCGUCCGGCCGGGACCCCACCACCGGAGCAUGGGAGACGCCGCGCCGGGGGCGGGGCUCCGCCGGUUCGGUUGAUGCCGGCGGCGCGGCGAUGAUGCUGCCGCCGGGUCCGUCCCGCGCCGCAUAAGUACGGCGGCCGCUCCCUCCCUUUCCCGUCGGGCCCGUCCCCCGCCGCACAGCGUCCUAAAGUAUGGAGAACUUCAUUCUGUAUGAGGAGAUUGGAAGAGGAAAUAGGACAGUUGUUUAUAAAGGAAGAAGAAAGGGGACAAUUAAUUUUGUUGCCAUUCUUUGCACUGAUAAAUGCAAAAGAACUGAAAUAGCAAACUGGGUUCGUCUGACUCAUGAAAUCAGACACAAGAAUAUAGUAACAUUCCAUGAAUGGUAUGAAACCAGCAACCAUCUCUGGGUUGUAGUGGAACUAUGCACAGGUGGUUCUCUAGAGUCUGUCAUUGCUCAAGAUGAACAUCUACCAGAAGAUGUAGUGAGAGAAUUUGGUGUUGAGUUGGUUACUGGUUUAUACCAUAUUCAUAAGCUUGGAAUUAUCUUUUGUGAGCUGACGCCUGGAAAGAUUCUGCUGGAAGGGUCUGGCACUUUGAAAUUCAGUAGUUUUUGCUUGGCUAAAGUGGAUGGUGAAAACUCGGAAGAAUUUUUUGCUUUAAUUGGAAAUGAAGAAGGUGAAGAUGUUAGUGAAAGUACUCCGCAAGGAUACUUGAAAAACAGAUUUAAAGGCUCUCCAUUAUACACAGCUCCAGAAGCAAUAAAGGGAGAUGACUUCUGCAAAGCCAGUGAUCUGUGGUCCUUGGGAUGUUUACUUUAUGAAAUGUUCUCAGGAAAACCACCAUUCUUCUCAGAAAACAUUUCUGAAUUAAUUGAAAAGAUUUUAUGUGAAGAUCCAUUGCCACCUAAACCAGAGGGUUCUGCUUUUCACAAACCUUCUGCUGAGUUCCUCAGUUUGCUUGAUGGGUUACUUCAAAAGGAUCCUCAGAAAAGGCUGAAUUGGACAGACCUAUUGCAGCAUCCGUUCUGGAAAGGAUCCCUUAGCCAUUGUGGUGGUGGUUCUGCAGACAGACAGGGCACAAGCUCAAGCAAAGAGGACACAGAGUCAUCAGUGUCUUGGAGUACCAAAGAGCCAAUGGAUACUCAUAAAAGUCUAGACAACCUGUCAUCCUCAAGAGCAGAUCCUAAACUACCAAACAGUUCUCUCAACAUAGUAGAAACUCAGGCUGAAUUACGCCCCAAAAGUGCAGUUGAUGGUGAAUCAAAUGAAUCCAUAUUUCUUCUCAGUUCUCGCCCCACACCUAGAACUAGCACUGCAGUAGAAGUAAGUGAUGCUACUACUGCCCCAAUCAAAAAUUUUCCACAAAGAGGUUCAUGCUUGAAAGAGGCUGAAAAUACGUGCUCAAGUCAGCAGGAUGUGGAGUCAGCACUGAGAGAGCUCAUUUACACUGAAUCUGAUCUUAUCAUAACACCAAUCAUUGACAAUCCAAAGAUCAUAAAGCAAGUAUCAGUUGGCUUUGACUCAAAAACUUUACAUAUGCCAGCCCAUUCAGCUGAGAAGUUAUCAUCUAUGAAUGAUGUGGACUGGAAUAACUUCUUGAAAAGAGUGUGCUCACUGCUUGAUUCCACCGAGAAGAGCACAGGAGCAGCACGUUCUAAACUGAACUUACUGUACUAUCUGUGUACUGUGGCUGUCCACAAGGAGAUUGCAAGCAGACUAAUGAGCUCUCAGCUGUUUCCUAUAUUGAUACAGCAACUGCGUGCAGCCUCCAGCUGGGAUAUACGUGCUAGAGUUGCUCGAGUGAUUGGUUUAGUGGCAUUACACACGGCUGAACUUGGAGAAAAUGUGCCUAUUUCUGAGGCAGUUGCACUUUUAACAGAACUCAUCAGAGAAAACUUCAGAAAUAGCAAAUUGAAGCAGUGCCUUCUACCAGCACUUGGGGAGCUGCUUUACCUUGUAGCCAGAGAGGAGGAAAAAGGGGAGCACCCCAGAGAAUGCUGGACUGUUCCCUCAGCUGCUUACACGGUGCUAAUGAGGUGUCUUCGGGAAGGGGAAGACCGGGUAGUGAACCACUUGGCAGCAAAGAUAAUUGAAAAUGUUUGCACUACUCGUUCAGGCCAUGCACAAGGAUUUAUUACAGGAGAAAUCGGGCCUGUCUUGUGGUACCUUUUCACACAUUCUGCAGUAGAUUCUUUGAAGAUAACUGCUGUUUCGGCUUUAUGCAGAAUUACUCGUUCCUCACCUAGUGCUUUCCAGAAUGUCAUUGAAAAAGUGGGAUUAACAGCCGUGCUAAAUUCCUUGGCAAAUGGAAUAUGCAAAAUUCAACAGUACAUGCUCACCAUGUUUUCAGCAAUGUUGUCAAGUGGGAUACAUCUACAGAGGUUGAUUCAAGAAAAGGAUUUUGUGACUACAAUUACUCGUUUACUUGAAAGUCCUUCAACUUUUAUUCGAGCAAAAGCCUUUCUGGUACUGCUACAAGUUUUAAUGAAUAACAGGGAGAUGUUGCUACUCAGUUGUCAAACAAGGCUCGUGAUUUAUAUUGAAAGAGACAGCAGAAAGAUCACACCAGGAAAAGAGCAGCAAGGUGGCAGUGAAUAUCUGUCAAAAUGCCUGGAUCUUCUCAUCUAUCACAUUGUGAGGGAGUUGCCAGGAAUUCUAGGUGACAUUCUCAAUGCCCUAACUAAUGUCUCGGGACGUAAACACCCAUCAACGGUUCAGGCCAAACAACUGAAGAUGUGCCUUCCUAUGAUGCCUGUAGUGCUUCACCUUGUGACAUCCCAGGUAUUUCGUCCCCAGAUAGUCACAAAGGAGUUUCUUUUUAACUAUGGCACCUUACUGGAGUUCAUCAGAUCAAUUGAAUCAGGAGAAACAAACUUGGACAGAGCAAUAGGGCAAGCUGCAUCAGAAGAAUUGAUUAAGACUACUCUCUUGACCUUUGAAGCAGUAACAGAGCAUCCCAGCUUGUUGAAAAUCCAUCACUUAACUGUUGAAGACUGUAUCCUCCCACCACUGGUUUCUUUGGUCCACAGUCAGAAUGUGGAAUGGAGACUCUUCAGCUUGCGGUUGCUCUCAGAAACCACAUCACUGCUUUUAAGCCACGAGGUCAUGGCUGAGGAGAAAGGGGAGAGCCUCGACUCAAACAGCAAGCUUCUGUCUCUCAUUAGAGAUUUAUUGCUGCCUCA
This is a messenger RNA of Empidonax traillii (willow flycatcher), 3345 nucleotides long. It is a transcript of the gene ULK4, whose product is annotated as unc-51 like kinase 4. The record is from RefSeq and is a predicted model, not a curated record. Gene Ontology annotation, biological process: protein phosphorylation. The transcript is spliced from 29 exons. Lineage: Eukaryota; Metazoa; Chordata; Aves; Passeriformes; Tyrannidae. The annotation marks the transcript as partial. Gene Ontology annotation, molecular function: ATP binding; protein kinase activity.